Messenger RNA from Rhizoctonia solani, 3204 nucleotides. Its product is annotated as oxalate decarboxylase. Lineage: Eukaryota; Fungi; Basidiomycota; Agaricomycetes; Cantharellales; Ceratobasidiaceae. The transcript is spliced from 19 exons. The coding region runs from base 1 to 3204 and encodes 1067 amino acids. The record is from RefSeq and is a predicted model, not a curated record. Gene Ontology annotation, biological process: regulation of DNA-templated transcription; oxalate metabolic process. Gene Ontology annotation, cellular component: cell wall. Gene Ontology annotation, molecular function: zinc ion binding; DNA-binding transcription factor activity, RNA polymerase II-specific.
AUGUUAUUUACGCCAUUGAUUGCCUUUGCUGCAUACGCAUCUGCUGCUCCGACUAGGGCUAGCUCCCUUACCACCGACACUGCUCUCACAUCAGUGUCUACCCCAGUGACGUCCAGCACAACCGCAGGUGCUGCACUUCCGAGCCCAACGGUGCCUUAUGCAUCCGAUGACCCCAACGGUUCAUAUCUGAAUCGUUUCCAAAGCGGUACCCCGGAGCCCGAACGCGGGGCGGCAGGUGGAUCUAUUAUGGGGCCUCAGAACCUUCCACUUGAGCGUCAGAACCCAGAUUUACUGGCCCCACCUACGACAGAUAGUGGCACCGUUGAAAAUGUCAAAUGGCCAUUUGGACUUUCUCACAACCGAGUACAAGAUGGGGGCUGGGCAAGACAACAGAAUAUUCAUGAAAUGCCUAUUGCUACCAGCAUGGCGGGAGUCGAUAUGCGGCUAAACGCUGGAGCGAUCCGUGAAUUGCAUUGGCAUCUCACUGCAGAGUGGGGCUAUGUCAUGGCUGGAAGCUGCCGUGUGAAUGCAGUUGAUCAACUUGGACGUAACUAUCUUGCCGAUGUGUAUCCUGGCGAUUUAUGGUACUUCCCUCAAGGAAUUCCCCACUCUAUUCAAGGUCUCAAUGACACGGCUAACGGCUGCGAGUUUCUCCUGGUUCUCGAUGAUGGCACGUUUAGCGAAGACUCCACCUUUCUCCUCACAGAUUGGAUGGCACAUAUACCAAAGGAUGUAUUGGCCAAGAAUUUCCGCGUCAAUGCGUCUGCAUUCGACCACAUCCCCGAUCGCCAAUUGUGGAUGCUUCCAUCCGCGGUCCCUACUGAAAGUGUGACCGAAGCUAACCCCGUGAGCCCAGCGGGUACGGUACCGCUCCCGUUCACGUUUGCAGCGAGCAAGGCGCCGGCUACCAAUGUAACCGGAGGAUCUGUCAAAGUUAUCGAUUCGCGUACCUUUAACAUCUCAAAGACUAUCGCUGUUGCGGAAGUCACGGUUGUACCUGGAGGUAUUAGGGAGCUCCAUUGGCAUCCCACCCAACCCGAAUGGACCUUUUAUCUGGAGGGAAAUGCACGGGUUACUGUUUUUGCUUCAUCGGCCAACGCACGCACUUUUGAUUACCAAGCUGGUGAUAUUGGAUACGUCCCUCCCACUUUCGGCCAUUACGUCGAGAACAUUGGCAAUACUACAAUGAGAUAUCUAGAGAUUUUCAAGACCAACAUUUAUGAAGAUAUCAGCCUCAAUCAAUGGCUUGCCCUUACUCCUCCCGAGUUGGUCAAGGCGCAUCUCCAGCUUGAUGACGAAACCAUUUCUCUCCUUCAGAAGGUCAAACCCAUUGUGGUUGGACCCGGAGAGUGGUCUUGUCGGUCUGCGUUCUUCAAUGUGAGGACAAAUCUUGCUCUUAACCUGGCCAACGACCGAGCAGUGAAUGUCUACUUCGCGGAGAUCGACGACUGGGUGCGUAAGAAAUGCGAUGAAGCCAAGCCUCAGUGCUCACGAUGUGUUGGGACCUCAACGCCUUGCGUCUAUGAAUACAUCGAACAUGCGGGGCCUGGGAAUAAACGAAUCAAAAGAACAAAGCCAGCAAGACGUUCUGCCUCUGAACUUGCAUCUAGGACAUCUCGAAAUACAUCAGUUCGCCAAUUGGAUGACAUUGCUGCAUCUCUACUAUUUCCACCAAUUUCUGAAGAUUCUGUCGUGCUCGCCCAGUCGAUUUCGCCCGAGGCGUGGGGAAUCGGGUCCGACCUUACCCCCAGUCCUUUGGCGCUCGCGGAGACUGCCGAUUAUCCGUACAUGCCUCAACCAUCCAUUUCCCCCACACCCUCCCAGCCACUCUCUGAUCUCAGUCUAACCACAUUGUCGAGUACCUCGGAUCAUGCUUGGGUGGCGAGUGGAGUUCCAUAUACGUAUCCUAUCGUUCCCACAGUUCCCAGUUCGAUAUCGCAAGUCUGGUCCGAUUACGAUGAAUCGGAGAUCGAUGAAGAGGGUGACCCUGAAGGAGUUGGUCUCAUUCUAUGCACCAAUCCGACUAUGGAUAAGAACGUAAAAGAUAACGCGUUGCCCUUUGUGUUGGAGUGCUAUUCUCGGUGGGCAAUCGCCAGGGUUUACGAACCGCUGAAAGUAGUGCACGCCAUGCGAGAUCAGGUUAUACAACAGUUUGCAUCGGAUAAUGGACGAAAAAGAACGAUCAUGAUAGCAAACGUAAUGAAGAUGUUCGGCCAGGAUCUAGUUAUCGACGGCCGUGGACAGUUCAUCCUUAAUUGCUUGGCCUCCGACGUGCAAGAGAAGAGUAUCGCUUUCAUGAAGACGCCGCCUUUAUUUGACAUAGCAAUGGAUAGGCGAAAUGCAAUGCGUGCAUUGGAUAGUGUACUGGAGAUACUGGCGCUCCAAGUAAAUACGCAGCCUAUAGCCGCCUGUAUCCGAUCACUGGAUAAUGCUGCACCUAUUUUUCGACGUGCAUGCAUCGAACCACCAGGGCAGCCGCUCAAUCUCCCAAAUAUCAUGAUGGAACACAGUCUUAAUCUCCGACAUUUUGCGACCAUUGAUAUCGUAAGGAGCGUAUCUACCGGCCAACCGACCUACUUCCGAUACGAAGUGCCAUUUUCCCUCGAGUUGUGCGAAAAGAUGUACCAAAUGCAGGAUGUCUCCGGACUACAAUGGCUUUACGGAUUUCCAGAUCAGUUCGUCAUGCUAUUCGCAUGGAUUCAUUGUCUGUGCGAGAAGCCGGGAGGCAACGUCUCAGAAUUGAUUGCUUGGGUAGAGAGUAUAUUGCCGCAAAUUAAGAUUGCUGUCGGCGAAUUUGGCGAUCCACUAUUACGCAUCGGAAGAAUGGUGGUCCAAGACUGUUGGCGGUACGCUGUACGCAUUUAUCUAUAUAUGGUGUUGGGCGGAGCAAAUGCCCUUGACCCUCGUGUGAUGCGCGUUCAAAAGGACUUUAUGCGACUUCUCAGGGGGGUUAAACCCGCACGAAAUCCCGAUGCUUUUUUGAUGAGUCCCAUAAUCAUCGCUGGGGUUGCCACGCUCAAGGAACGAGACCGGCACACACUUCGCCGGAGAAUGCUCAACGUUCGAGAAUGUGCGGAACCAGGCACCUCAGGAAAUGAUGGUAUGUUACAACUAGAGGACGUAUGGGCGAGAACAAAGGUGGAGGGACGCCCGGCAGUAUGGUCAGAUUUGGGGAUUGCAGUUCGCAGAGUCACAGGCAGGUAA